Messenger RNA from Gryllus bimaculatus (two-spotted cricket), 552 nucleotides. NCBI's taxonomy places the organism in Eukaryota, Metazoa, Arthropoda, Insecta, Orthoptera, Gryllidae. The record is from the annotation of a GenBank genome assembly.
AUGCAUCCCCAAAGUCUGCCCAAAGAGAGAGGAGGAAGUGGAGGAGGAAAGGUAGAAGGAGAAAAGGGAGGAGGAGAAGAGGGUGGCGAAAGAGAUGGAACGGGUGGAGGGGGUGAAGGGGGACGGGGAGGUGGAGAUCAUGACAUAGUACGCUACUGCGCCUUUGUAGCAAAAGAGAACCAGAUCUCCCCGGCCGCAGCAGCCCCCAACGCCCUCCGAGAUCGCCUUCGCGGGGGAGAGCGGCCGUUGUGUGGACGCCGCCGGCGACAAUGGCGGGCGGCGGUGGCGGCGGUGACGGUGGUGGCGAUGGUGGUGGCGAUGGCAAUGGCGGAGGCAGCGGUAGUAGCGACAGCGGUGGCGAAGGCUGAAGUGGCGAUGGCAGUGGUGGCGAUGGUGGUGGUGGCGGCGGCAGCGACGACGGCAGUGGUGGGUGGCAAUGGCGGUGGCGGUGGAAGCGGCCGUUCCUGGGGACGGCGAUGUGACUGUGUUCCCGGCAAUGGCAGCUGGUCGCCGUCGCCACUUGCCUGUGGUCAGCGACGCAACGAGUGUUAG